Molecule: messenger RNA, 3236 nt
Organism: Ochlerotatus camptorhynchus
Lineage: Eukaryota; Metazoa; Arthropoda; Insecta; Diptera; Culicidae
Gene: otp
Product: orthopedia
Exons: 9
Coding region: 1087-2307 (406 amino acids)
Biological process (GO): neuron differentiation; regulation of DNA-templated transcription
Molecular function (GO): DNA binding; DNA-binding transcription factor activity, RNA polymerase II-specific
Source: RefSeq, a predicted model, not a curated record
CGGCAAAGCUGAUAUUGUCGACUGUUGCGCGCGUUGUCGCUGGAUGCUGCCGUUCAGUAUUGCAGCGAAUCCCGUCCGGAGUGCGUUGUAUUUCUUCUCUAUAUAGUGUGUUGCGGGUGGUUAACCGAUUUCCAACGGAGUUGAGACGGAAAGAAGAACCCGGUGCCUCAAGCCUGCUUCCCCAGCAGUUGUGUCGUCGUUUUCGGUGGACCCACUUCCGGAGAUUGCCUCACCACCACCCUCCCGCUCCUAUGAGGGCCUUAUACGGCCGGCGAUGGGUUCUCCCAUUUGGACAAAUCAGACACUGAAACUCUAAAUCCCAUCAGACCAGAGACAACACUCCGGAGCCCAUCAUUGCCUGUUGGAUCGCUCAAGCCGUCGGUCGGUCGUUCGCUCGGAAGGUCGUCGCCACCUGCCGGAGUUUUGAUAGAUAAUUUCCCUUCGGCUUGUUCAGUGCACGCUGCGCCCUGUAAUGAAUUAAAUUGGUUUGUUACUCAUUUAAUUAAUAUAGGCUAAUUAAUAAGCGUGAGAAGUGUGCUGCUGGUUGCUUUCGACAUUUUUUUCCCUCUUUCCAUUGCUUCCAUUGGAGAAGGUGAAUAUACAAACACAUUCGGUCUGGAAGAAAACAGGGGAAGACACGUGAGCCUGCAGAAAGUGAAUCUUCCCACGUCAGGGUGUGUUCUGUGGUGCAAAUUGGGCGAGCGCGGGUCAACGACGCUGAUGCCAUCACCGUCGCCGUUGUCUGUGAUCUCCAGAUCGUUACUCGAGUGAUGCAUAAUUAAACAGUGAGAGAGCUUAGCGGAAAUGGAUAUGCGUAAUUGAAAGUGUAUACGACUUUUAUAACUGUGCUGGUUAGAAUCGAUGUUCUGGUGAAGACAGAAAUAGAAUGCAACUGGAGAGUGAUUAAAUUUCUUUAUAAAAAAUAUGAUAACUGAAUUUUUGGAAUGAACAUGAAGCUGUUCGAGUGAGUGGUUCGGGAAGAAGAAACCUAUCGGUCGGAGGAAAUUGCAGGAAUAGAAUUAUUGUGCUGAACGUAACGAGAGCUUCAAACUGUCGGCAUUGUCCAUAAGAAACUUCUCAGCUAACAUGCUGAACAAUCUGAGUGCAGCCGGACUGGGAGGGCCAAAAGAGUGCGACCUGCCCAAGGCAGGCAUCACGUCGCUGCACGGUGGCAACAGUUUUGGUCCGGUUCCAAACUCGGCCAGCUCGGACAGCAAUGGAAACCGGUUGCACGUCAACAGUGGCGGAUCGACCGGUGGUGGCGGCGGGGGUGGCCUCUGCGAACCGCACAACAUUCACCAGGAUCAGCAUACCGACAAAAAUGGCAAACAGAAGAGGCAUCGAACUCGCUUUACCCCGGCUCAGCUGAACGAACUGGAACGGUGCUUCUCGAAGACGCACUACCCGGACAUCUUCAUGCGGGAGGAGAUCGCCAUGCGGAUCGGGCUGACCGAGUCGCGUGUUCAGAAGGAUCUCCCCCAAAAUAUUCAAAUUGCGUCCAUCGAUCGAAAACUCCAAAGCAUUCAAGUAUGGUUCCAGAACCGGCGUGCCAAGUGGAAGAAACGGAAGAAGACCACCAAUGUGUUUCGAACGCCUGGAGGACUUCUGCCGUCGCACGGUUUGCCACCGUUCGGAGCCAACAUUACCAAUAUUGCCAUGAGCGAAAGCUUAUGCGGGACAUCGAUGUUCGGCGGCGACCGGUGGGGAGUGGGUGUCAACCCAAUGACUGCCGGGUUCGGUCAAUUGAAUCAAACCUCGUCUCUGACGUCCUCCCUGAACAGCGGGUUGAACUCGGGGAUCAAUAUCUCGUCCGCUAUGGGAGCCGGCGGCUAUCACAACUACGGACUGAACGCUUUGGAUAUUGCCUUUCCAGGUGAUACCAUGAUGUACCAGCACUCGGUAGGUGGCGUUGGUUGCACGGGAGGCUCACCUACUUCGACCCCGCCAAAUAUCAACGCUUGCUCGUCGUCGACGCCGCCGUUAUCCAGUGGGCAACAGCAACAGCAACAGCAGCAACAGCAGCAGCAGCAGCAGCAACAACAACAGCAGCAACAACAACAACAGCAACAGCAAGGUGCUAGUCAGAACGAACCCAACGCCAACGGGGAUAUGUCCAACCAAGGUGCUAACCCGCACAACAUCUCCAACUGUCAAGGCCUAAGCUCGGGCGGUGCCGAGGGUGCCGAAGAUGACGUCUGGCGAGGUCACAGUAUAGCCGCCCUGCGGAGACGGGCCUCGGAGCUGAAUCAGACGAUGCCCUCGUACUUGCACGCGCAUAACUACGAUCACCACAAUUCGGUGUACUGACUGCAGUUAUUUAAGUAAAAACGACGAAGACGGCGGCCAACGAUUCAUCGGGCGUUCUUGUAUAAAAUAGAAUGAAGGGUAAAGUUGCCGCAACCAUAUAGAGAGUGGACAUUCUCCAAAAAAAAAACCGAUACGUACAGCAAGAAGCAACGGAGCCGAACUUUGCCAUACCAGUAUUACACGAAUGUAUCAUCAAAUUUAGUUAAUUUUUCUACAUUUAUUUAAGCACUUUAAUCGAUGUAAAGUAGGACUCGAUAAGAAACCAAGUAUACGAUCAAACAAAUUGCUCCAGUGAAAACAUGUAUACGACUUUUCAAUAACUCUAGAAACACAAGUAAGGCAAAUUUAUUUCCAAUUCUGAAGAAAAGAAAAAAAACAGCAAUUGUGUUCAAAUUCAAAACACAGCAUACUUCUUUCGCUUUCCAAAAUGAUAAAUAAGACUUAAGCAAAGCAAAAAAGGAAAACACAAGUGAACGAAACCAAGUAUACGAUUGCGUUUGCACCAAAAGCAAAACCAAGCAAAAAGAAAGUAAAACUCAAUGAUAAUAAACGCAAUUUGUGGUAAACAGUAAUCCUAUUCUACCCGUCAGUAAAAGUCUAUUUAAGGAAACCAAAUUUAAUGCAAACAAACAAAAAAAGAACAAGGAAUCAUUUAACCUAUUGCAUCGGAAAGUAAGUUACGGAAUGCACAAAGCAGCACAUUUGUGUAUUAACUGUAUAUAGAUGGAAAGCAACUACAUAAGCGCGGAAACGCAGUUCCAAAAUGUCUUUAAGCAGUCUAUAGGAAGGGACAACAGUGUAAUGUCGUUUUUUCGCAAUUGUUUUUUUUUUCAGUUUCUUGUUUGUUACCUAGAACUAGCAUUUUGCAAUAUAAUUUAUUUUUGUACAAAAGGGAAAAGAAAUCUUCUUGAAGCUCAUUUUGUACAAAA